GAUUCGUGCUACAGCCCACGACUAAAUAGCCUAAUGUAUACUGCUUGCAGUGAAUUGGGAUUUGACUGUGUGACUUGUGAGAAUUCCAUCAUUUUGCUAGGAGUGAUGACUGAUGAGCCACGUGAGUAUUAAUAUCAUGGCUUCCAAACAUCGUGAGUGGGACCCAGCUUGCAAAGUAUAUAUUGGAAAUUUGAAGAGUAACACUAGUAAAUAUGAAUUAGAAGAUAUUUUCACCAAGUAUGGACCAUUAAAAAAUGUAUGGAUUGCUAGAAAUCCACCUGGCUUUGCAUUUGUAGAAUAUGAGGAUCCCCGCGAUGCAGAAGAUGCUGUUCGUGGCUUGGAUGGAACGAAAUGUGGCGGUUCGAGAAUAGUAGUUCAAAUGUCUACUGGGAAACGACGUCCUAAGGAUAGAUCCCCUGAAUACAGAAGACGAUCACCACCUCCACGUCGUUUAAAUCGAAUGGAUUCGCGUUCACGUUCAACAAGUCGUUCUCCUUAUAGGAGCAGAAGAUCACGCUCUCGAUCACUUUCAAAUGAAAGAUAUUAAACAUAUGAAUGACCACCAGAAAUAUAAAACAGUACACGUGAAAUAAAAGUCUUAAUGUUAUGGCCCAAUUUACAUUGUAUAUUUGUGAUAAUUGUAUUUUGUAUUAUAAUUCAGAUAUUUUUUUUGCUUAUAUAAUUUAUAACACUUACUGUGAAAAACACUUUCCUGGUAUAAAGUUCUUAAUUAUAAUUUUAAUCGUAGAAUAAUUUGUUCUGAUAUAAUUAAUAUUGUAAUUGUACUCCACUAUGUAAUUGUGCUAUUGUUUAUUAAUAAUUAUUUAUUAUAACAUUUAUAUUUUAAUAAUUAAUAUAAACUAACGACAAAAUACAAUAUUUUAAUGCCUACCAUCAUAAUAACGAACAAAAUUAUCUAA
Molecule: messenger RNA, 920 nt
Organism: Adelges cooleyi (spruce gall adelgid)
Lineage: Eukaryota; Metazoa; Arthropoda; Insecta; Hemiptera; Adelgidae
Product: serine/arginine-rich splicing factor 3-like
Exons: 5
Coding region: 113-547 (144 amino acids)
Biological process (GO): mRNA splicing, via spliceosome
Cellular component (GO): nuclear speck
Molecular function (GO): RNA binding
Source: RefSeq, a predicted model, not a curated record